Acaulospora morrowiae is the source of this 3676-nucleotide messenger RNA. The record is from the annotation of a GenBank genome assembly. Lineage: Eukaryota; Fungi; Glomeromycota; Glomeromycetes; Diversisporales; Acaulosporaceae.
AUGGCAAGUAUCAAGGUUUCUUAUCAAAAUACCUUUCGCCGCUUUUUGGUUCCAAAGACCAUUACUUGGUCAGAACUUGAGUCCAAUCUUCGGACUUUAUUCUCGCUUCCUCCCACCUUCUCUUUUGCUCUCUCCUACACUGAUGAGGACGGUGACGUAAUCACUUUGUCCUCAGAUUUAGAACUCCAAGAUAUCUUUUCUCAAGUGCAACAACCUACUACCCUGAGAUUUUUCCUUAUUCCCUAUAAUAAAAAACAAGAAGGCAAGGAAAGUAACGAUAAGCAAGUUGUUGAUCAACCUUCGCAACCUUCUUUACAUGAUUUUUCGAACUCUCAGCAGUUGACGGUGGCGGACGACGAACCUUCGUCCAUUCCAACACCUUCGUUCGUAAAGGGAAAACAGAAAGCAGAGAUUUCCAAUGAUAAUUCAGACUCGUCUAUAUUGGGUGAACAAUGCAACGAAGAACAAACGAGGGCGCCAUUCAUUGAUCUAGCGACACAAUUUCAAAAAGUAAUUGAUAAAUUACGCCCAAUGAUAGAGCAACAGCCGCAACUAAUUGAACAAGCAAACAAUAUCAUGGACCAAAUUUUGCGUAAUAUUCCAGUGGAUAUUGAUCAGUGGACUCAUUGGUUUAACGAGAAAGUUGCAGAGGCACAAAGAAAUUUCUAUAAUGUUAUAAAUAAUGAGAGUAAUGAUGAAAAACAAACGAGUUCUGCCCAACAGCAUUCUGAAGAACCGUCCUUUGAUCCACAGAAUGUUAUAAACAAUAAUUCGACUCAACAUGUGAAUCAGGCGGCCACAAGUACACCCAGAAUUUAUGAUUUUCAAAACGAACAACUUGUGGAUAAAGAGACAAAAGAAAAACUAGAAACAUUACGUUUAAUGGGAUUUUAUGAUGAUAAUAGGAACAAGGAAUUACUGAAAAUACAUCAAGGGAAUGUCGAAAGUGUGGUAGAAAUUUUGGUUGAGGAUUCUGAAUAUUCGGUAGUUGAUAAUGAGGGUCGCGGUGUUCGUAGCGUACCUGUUGGUGUUGGUUAUUCACAGGGAGCUUCUGUUCAGGCUGUGCUCGAAAGGGCUUGUAAAAAAUUAGGCAUCUACGAUUCUUGGAAUUACGCUUUAUAUAGUGAACUUUUCAAAACAUGGUUGUGUGAAACUCACUUACUCUCUUCAUAUCCUGAAGAAGAUACGUUGAUUGUACGCAAAAAAACACCCGGCUAUAUUGAAAUUGUAUAUAAUGAAGAAAAUCCCAUGAAGCGCCGAACGUCAUCUAAUACUCUAAGUCCAAAUACUGCGGCACAGACAAAACGUCGAGGUGUUUUCAGCAGUACGAAAACAUGUUUGAAGACUCGUUUUCAGACUGAAACCAUCUAUCUGACAACAAUUUUGUUUGCAAGUGACGGUAAAGUUCUAAUAACUUCCGGAAGUAGAAUGUUUCCUACCAUCGAGGUAAUACGUAACAGUAAAAUAUUUGGAAAUUUUGAGGAUGACAGUGAUGAAUUCGCCCAAGUUAUAAGAACCUCAUUGGAUUGGACAACCUCAGCAGAUAAUGAGAAAGAUGAUACUUCAAGUGAUACGGAUUCGAUUCAUUCAAAUUCAAGCACUGGCGAUUCAACUGAUUCAACACCUGCCUUCUCUCAGAAUUACUACUUCUGCGAUCACGAUACCUUAUGGUCACGUUCUUUCGCUCAAGCUGCCAUAAAGUUAAAAAAUGAGUUGUCCUUAGAAUCAUUGGGUACAAUGUAUGAACAUGUGGUACCAGUGAAUUCAACGAAAUCUAAAUUCAUUGUGUCCAUACAGCAUGUUCCGAACAGUACCAGAGAAGAAAUUGCCCCCGAUCUGCUCAAAGCUGGAAUAUUGAAAUGGAAAAAUUUCGAUGAGAUCAAUAACAUCUAUCAAAAAGAUUUUCAUCCGAUUUGGGUAAAAUACAUUGAGAACUGGUGUUCGAGGCAAACAAAAUUAUCACCCGGACUUUAUUUGGGCGUCUUAUACACUGAAAGUACACUACAAGGUAUAAAAAUUUUAGUACCAAAAGAUCGUAAACAUCUUAUUCCCCUGGAUAAAAUUCGUGAGGAGGCCACAAUAACUUCUGAGGAAGCUAGUUGGAUUAAAUCUUUGACGUGCUUGAGUCAAGCUUGUUUUAUGGACUUGGCAUCUUCAACUAGAACCGAUGAGAACAAAUCAAAUUUAGGACAGUUCCAAGCUUCGUUUGUAGAAUCAUAUCACAAAUUACAACGUGAUACAAAUUUAACGUGGGAAGUUGGCGAUAUAUACAACGAACAGACUGUGGACAUUUAUCUGGACCUACAAACAAAUCAAUUAUACACAAUGAUGGGUGAACUCGAUGAUAAUAUCACCACCGAGCAAUGCGGAACUUCCCACCUUGAUCUAUGCCUGGAUCCUAAUACAAAAAAUGGGUCCAAGAGUAGUAAACGUAGUAGCAAAUUAUCUCAACAGAUUGAUCUGAGAUUUGAGGAAAAUGCGGAAAACCGAACGAAAGGUUCGACUCCUAAAUCCGAUCAACAAUAUAACGAUAUUGAACAAAAUGAAUCGAUGAAUUAUAAAGAAGAUUUUGUGUUCGUUGUUUCUGCUGAUAACAGAGAGAAAGAUGUUGACGGCGAUAUUGUUAAUGGGGAGGCAACUUUAGCAUCAUCAAAUACAUCUUUCAACAAUAUUAAUUCCAUCAAACCGUUCGUUCGCAUCGUUUUGGUAGUUAAACCUAUGCGGCAACCUCAUCAAAUUCGUGAUCCAUAUUAUUCUACGUUAUGCAUGCUGUAUCCAUUUCCACUAUAUGAUGCUUUACAAAAUGCUGCAUUCAAUACCUCUUUGUAUGCAUGUUCUCGUCGCGCGAUGCAAAUUCUGCAAGCUAGUCGAACUUAUUUCACUCAUGAAUUGGUUCAACAUCUGCAGAAAAUUGAUAAUUUCGCUGAGAUCAAUGAGCACAAUGUAGACGAUUUCUUUUUUGACCCAGAUGAGCUCUUGAAAGUUCCUGACGAUGCAAGAAAACUUCAGCAAGCCCUUGAUAUUAUAAAAGAAGAAAUUGUUAUUCUUAGGCAACAAUGGAAUGCUGCAUCAUGGACAAUGACCGCUAUAGAGUGGGAUCGCCAAAGAACAAUGCAAGCUUAUAGUUUUGGUGGUAGAUCAAUGGGUUUAAACAUUUCGUCGAGAAAUUUAUCGCUGAAUCGUGCAACUUCUGCUCAAAAUGUUCAUCUGUCAAAUAAUAGUAAUGAAGACAACGAUGAAAGUUCCGAUCUUAAGAGCCUACGGACCAACAAAAAUGACACUGCGUCACGAAUAGAAAUUUUACGGGGUCUCAUGUUUCAUGCGCCUGAUCGUGCAUGGAACCAUAUUCAUUUCCUAGGGAUUCCUUUACCAACCUUUAGCAAUAAUAAAUUUGAUGUUUUCAAUGAAGAUUACAAUAAUAGACAGAAGAAAAAUAAUAAAUUAACCUCUAAAACUUCGAGGAACACCUCUUACAGACCUCCACCACCAAUUUUGAUGUCAUACUUAUCAUCAAUGCCUACAUUGAUACCAAUGGUCCCAGACAAAAAACGGUCGUCUGUAUCAUCAGCAUUAUCUAGUCAUUCCAGUAAUUCAAGCCAAUCAACGACAGUUCCGCCUUCAUUGCCGGCUAGAAAAAAGUCUGCAGGUCAUAGAUUAAUGAGAACCCUUGGAUUUG